CUAAGUGCCACAAUUUGUCAAACAUGUUGUUUAUUGUAAAUAUAAUAUAACAUAAAACUUUAGUGUUACUGAUCGACUGACACACAACGCAUAGAAAAAUUGGGGAAAAGUUAGUUACAUAUUAUAAAUUUAAUGAAGUUAAGGAAAUUUUUAUCAAUUAAUGUGGUUACACCACUCAUUCAUUCCUGUUACCUACGUCAUUAACAGGUAUAGUAUUUAUAUGCGUUGGGUUAUUCUUUCAUCGCAGUACCGUCAUAGGCACGACCGCCGCAUAUUGAUUCUACGUCUUGUUUUUCAAAAUGGGUACCAAAAGAGUUUUAUUGACAGGAUUCGGCCCUUUUCAAGAAGUUAAAGCUAAUGUAAGUUGGGAAGCUGUAGAAUCAGUGAACGCUGUAAGAAUUAACAACAGAGAUACAAAGAGUAUAAAAAGUAGCGAAGACAUAGAAUUGUUUAAAGAGAAAAUAGAAGUGCGUUACGACGUUGUCGAAGAACAUGUGCCUGAGCUUUGGACAAAAUACCAACCAGACUUAACUAUCCACGUUGGUGUACACGGAGAGUCUUUUUUAAGCUUAGAAUCUCAAGCAUCGAGGACAGGAUACACUUACGAAGACAACACGAAAUCUUGUCCCGUGGACAACAAGCACUCGCGUGAUGGACCAGACUUUAUCUGCACUGAGUUGUGCCUACAUAAAGUAAAGGAAGAGUUUAAUACAAUUUCCCCGGUUGAAGGGCUUAAAGCUGAAGUAUCUAACUGUGCUGGCAAAUUUAUCUGCGAGUACACAUACUACACGUCUCUUGUCCAUGACACAAACUGCCGACAGAGGACUUUAUUCAUUCAUGUUCCGGUAGAUGGAUGUCCCGAGCAGAUUGCUCUAUGCCUUGAGCGCAUCGUGGAGAUCUGUCUAGAACAACUGAGCAGUUCCUCCUAGUUUGCGGCUUCGACUAAUAAUACUGUCUCAACACUGCACGAUAGCGUGUUGUUAAUAAAUUUGUGUUGAGAUAUUGUAUAACCCUCCUUCUGGCGCACUCAAGUGAUUAUUAAGUAACUUAUCUAUAUAAUUAUAUUGAUUUGGCUAAGGUUUAUACUACCUACUCCGUUAUUUGGGAUUUUUGGUUACCGACUUCCCAAAAAGAAGGAGGUUCUCAAUUCGGCUGGUAUAUUUUUAUGUACCUUUUUUGAUGUACUUGUUUGUUUUGGAUAGGAUAACAAUCUUGUACUACUUAUGUAUGUUACUCAUUAUAUUUUUUCUUAUUCAGAUGGAUAAAUAAAAAAAUAAUAAGAAAA
Molecule: messenger RNA, 1285 nt
Organism: Spodoptera frugiperda (fall armyworm)
Lineage: Eukaryota; Metazoa; Arthropoda; Insecta; Lepidoptera; Noctuidae
Product: pyroglutamyl-peptidase 1
Exons: 3
Coding region: 300-929 (209 amino acids)
Biological process (GO): proteolysis
Cellular component (GO): cytosol
Molecular function (GO): pyroglutamyl-peptidase activity
Source: RefSeq, a predicted model, not a curated record